AUUCAAGCCCUUUCUAGGCAACAAGGCAGACAAUUCGGGCAGUUUGCAGAAGACCAGCAGCAUGAAGUGGUUACUAGUACUUUUAGGCCUUCUCUUUGUCACAGGUCCCAUGGUAUCCGCCUGGGGAGAUGUUGAUAGCGAUGGAGACGGUAUAAGCGAUGCCGAUGAUGAUGAUGAUGAUAAUGACGGACUCCUGGACAAUGAAGAUGAUGAUGAUGAUGGUGAUGGUAUCCCUGAUGACGAGGAGGAUUACGAUAAUGAUGGUGUAAAGAACGAAGAUGAUGAAGAUGAUGAUGGUGACGGUAUUCUUGACGGAGAUGAAGAUGAUGAUGGAGAUGGUCUGGAGAAUGAUGAAGAUCCUGAUGAUGAUGGAGACGGUAUCCUAGAUGAGAACGACGAAUUGUAAACAGUAUUGCAGUACACAACAUUGUUUUGUAUUCAUUGUUUGUUUGUUUAUUUAUGAUUUAAUUAAAAUUAACCCUCAUGGGGAAAAAAUGGUGGAAGCUUGUAAUAAAGCAAAAAUUCAAAUAAAUUCGUUUUUCUAAAAUUU
Eurytemora carolleeae is the source of this 550-nucleotide messenger RNA. RefSeq names its product prostatic spermine-binding protein. NCBI's taxonomy places the organism in Eukaryota, Metazoa, Arthropoda, Copepoda, Calanoida, Temoridae. Bases 62 to 406 code for a protein of 114 amino acids. The record is from RefSeq and is a predicted model, not a curated record. The transcript is spliced from 4 exons.